UGUAAAACGCAUGUUAUAAUAUUUAAAAACUUAUAUUACUAAUAGGCCUACGUCUAGUUCUUUGUAUCACAAAUGCUAAUAUAAAAACGACCAAGAAGACGUGAACAAAUAACAUUACACGAGGAGAUCCACCAAAAAAACAGGAAGGCUCUGAGCUGCCGUUUCCUUUAGGUUUAAAAGUUGUUUUGCUCUUUUCUCUGAACAGUUGACAAGAAAGGAGACGUUGAAAAUGAAGAGUUGGGGAAGAAGCAUAAGAUCGAUUUUCAUGCACGCGGACGGUGUGGACUGGAUGUUGAUGGGACUAGGAUUGAUCGGAGCCGUCGGUGAUGGCUGCAUCACUCCUAUUAUAUUUUUCAUCACCAGCUUACUACUGAAUGACCUCGGUGGUUCGCUCAAUGAUGGAAACUUCAUGAAAGCCAUCACCAAGAAUGCUACAGCUUUGCUUUAUGUGGCUGGUGCAUCAUGGGUGCUAUGUUUUCUUGAAGGAUAUUGCUGGACAAGAACAGGGGAGAGACAAGCAGCAAGAAUGAGAGAGAGAUACUUAAAAGCAGUCUUAAGACAAGAUGUGGGUUACUUUGAUCUUCAUGUCACUAGCACUUCUGAUGUUAUCACAAGUGUUUCUAGUGACAGUCUUGUCAUACAAGACGUCCUUAGCGAAAAGCUACCGAACUUUUUGAUGACUGCGUCUGCGUUUAUUGCAAGCUACAUAGUAGCUUUCAACAUGCUGUGGAGACUCACAAUCGUAGGCUUCCCGUUCGUCGUUCUCCUCUUGAUCCCUGGACUGAUGUAUGGACGAGCACUCAUCAACAUCUCAAGGAAAAUACGUGAAGAGUAUAAUGAAGCUGGUUCUAUCGCUGAGCAAGCCAUCUCGUUGGUGCGAACAGUCUAUGCAUUUGGUAGUGAGACGAAGUUGAUAGCUAAAUUCUCAUCCGCGCUUCAAGGCUCGGUGAAACUAGGGCUGAGACAAGGGCUAGUUAAAGGAAUCUCACUUGGUAGCACUGGUAUUGUUUACGCCAUUUGGGCGUUCAUGACAUGGCAUGGAAGUCGAAUGGUUAUGUACCAUGGCGCUAAGGGUGGUACCAUCUUUGCAGUCAUCAUUUGCAUUAACUUUGGUGGCACAUCACUUGGUCGAGGUUUGUCGAAUCUCAAAUACUUCGCAGAAGCGGUUGUAUCAGGGGAAAGGAUCAUGGAAGUGAUACAAAGAGUUCCAGAUAUUGACUCAGACAACCUUGAAGGUCAAACUCUAGAGAAAAUCAAAGGAGAAGUUGAAUUUAAGCAUGUGAAGUUCAUGUACCCCUCUAGACCAGAAACUCCAAUAUUUAAUGACUUCUGUUUGAGAGUUCCGUCAGGAAAAACUGUGGCUCUAGUUGGUGGAAGCGGGUCGGGAAAAUCAACGGUGUUGUCACUUCUCCAGAGGUUUUAUGAUCCAGUCUCUGGAGAGAUUCUACUUGAUGGUGUGUCCAUUAACAAGUUGCAAGUUAACUGGUUGAGAUUGCAGAUGGGUUUAGUCAGCCAAGAGCCGGCUCUCUUCGCUACAUCCAUAGAGGAGAACAUACUAUUUGGUAAAGAGGAUGCACCCAUGGAUGAAGUGGUGGAAGCAGCAAGGGCCUCAAAUGCUCAUAACUUCAUCUCUCAGUUCCCUCAUGGAUACAAAACUCAGGUUGGAGAGAGAGGAGUGCAAAUGUCAGGGGGACAGAAGCAGAGGAUAGCAAUUGCACGUGCCAUAAUCAAAUCACCAACCAUUCUCCUUCUAGACGAGGCAACAAGUGCAUUGGACUCAGAAUCUGAAAGAGUAGUCCAAGAAGCCUUGGACAAUGCCUCUCUUGGCCGUACAACUAUUGUUAUUGCCCAUCGCCUCUCUACUAUUCGUGACGCUGAUGUUAUCUGUGUAGUCCAAGAUGGUCGCAUUGUAGAAGCUGGUUCACACGAAGAGCUCAUGGAGGACUUUGAUGGUCAAUAUACUUCUUUAGUCCGCUUGCAACAGAUGGAUAAGCAAGAACCGGAUGGUAACACUAGUGUAAGGGUGGAAGGAGGUCAGUUAUCGAUAUUGAGCAAAGAUUUGAAGUACGGUCCAAAACUGUCUACUCAAAGCGAGUCUAACUUGUUAACGAGUUCAAGUGUUGACUCGAAUAUCCCUGGUUCAGUUCCUAAGAAUAAGAAGCCACCUGUGCCAUCUUUUAAGAGACUGAUGGCAAUGAAUAGACCAGAGUGGAAACAUGCCUUAUACGGUUGCUUAAGUGCAGCUUUAUAUGGGGGAGUACAACCACUAAGUGCAUUUGUUUCGGGAUCUAUGGUGUCAGUAUAUUUCCUAACGAGUCAUGACGAGAUCAAGGAGAAGACAAGGAUCUAUGUCUUGCUCUUUGUUGGCCUAGCUGUCUUUACUUUCUUGUUCAAUAUCAUUCAACAUUAUAGUUUUGCUUACAUGGGAGAGUACCUAACGAAGCGUAUCCGAGAGAAGAUGCUUACGAAGAUACUUACCUUUGAAGUUAACUGGUUCGAUGAAGAAGAGAACUCUAGUGGUGCAAUUUGCACAACACUUGCAAAAGAAGCUAACUUGGUGCGGUCGCUGGUUGGUGAACGAGUGUCAUUGUUGGUACAAACCAUAUCAGCAGUGGCCGUAGCCUGCACAGUAGGUUUAGUCAUCGCUUGGCGACUAGCCAUCCUGAUGAUCGCGGUGCAGCCACUUGUUGUAGUAUGCUUCUACAUGCAACGCAUCCUCCUCAAAAGCAUAUCCAAGAAAUCAAUAAAAGCCCAAGACGAGAGUAGCAAGCUAGCAGCAGAAGCUGUCUCCAACAUCCGAACCAUCACAUCGUUCUCAUCACAAGAACGGAUCUUGAAACUACUCAAAAGAGUUCAAGAAGGUCCAAGAAAAGAAAGCGUACGCCAAUCAUGGCUAGCUGGAACCGUCCUCGCAACGUCACGAAGCCUUAUAACAUGCACUUCGGUUUUGAACUUCUGGUACGGUGGUAGACUAAUCACUGCCGGCAAGAUCGUGACAAAACAGUUCUUUCAGAUCUUUACGGUCUUUGUGAGUACUGGUCGGGUUGUAGCAGACGCUGGGAGCAUGACGACCGAUCUAGCUAAAGGAUCUGAUGCUGUCGGGUCUGUGUUCGCAGUGUUGGACCGUUCCACGACCAUUGACCCCGAGAGUCCUGACGGGUACGUAACGGAGAAAAUAAAGGGACAGAUAAGUUUUGUCAACGUGGACUUUUCUUACCUCACACGACCAAACGUGGUUAUAUUCAAGAACUUGUCUAUUGAGAUAGAGGAAGGAAAGUCAACAGCUAUUGUCGGUCCAAGCGGUUCAGGAAAGUCAACGAUCAUUAGCUUGAUCGAACGGUUCUACGACCCUUUAAAGGGAUGUGUUAAAAUCGACGGUCGUGAUAUAAAGUCAUAUCAUUUGAGAUCGCUACGUCAGCACAUAGCUUUGGUUAGUCAAGAGCCAGCGUUAUUCGCUGGGACUAUCAGAGAGAACAUAAUGUACGGAGGAGGAGCGUCGAAAAAUGUUAGUGAGUCUGAGAUUAUAGAGGCGGCUAAGGCAGCGAACGCUCAUGAUUUUAUUACAUCGUUAACAAACAGUUAUGACACGAACUGUGGAGACAGAGGUGUGCUGUUGUCGGGUGGGCAGAAACAGAGGAUUGCUAUAGCUCGUGCGGUUCUGAAGAACCCGUCGGUGCUGCUGCUCGAUGAAGCGACGAGCGCUUUGGAUAGUCAGUCGGAGCGCGUGGUGCAAGACGCGCUGGAGCGAGUGAUGGUUGGGAGGACUAGUGUGGUGAUCGCCCAUAGGCUUAGCACGAUACAGAACUGUGACGUCAUCGCGGUUUUGGAUAAAGGGAAAGUAGUGGAGUGUGGGAACCACUCGACGUUGUUGGCGAAGGGUCCCACGGGUGCUUAUUUCUCAUUGGUCAGUCUCCAAAGAAAUCUCUCUUAAUGGUGAAAGAGAUGAAAGCAGUUGAGUUAAAUAAAAAAAGUAUCUCUUGAACGUGCCUAACAUGUAAUAUGCGGUUCUCACUUAUGAGAACUGAGUUGAGUUAAAUAAAUAAAAAGUAAUCAGUUUUGAAAACACUACGGGAGUAGUGUUUGUUUUAUCAUUACACA
Raphanus sativus (radish) is the source of this 4098-nucleotide messenger RNA. Its product is annotated as ABC transporter B family member 22-like. The record is from RefSeq and is a predicted model, not a curated record. Bases 230 to 3931 code for a protein of 1233 amino acids. The transcript has 7 exons. Gene Ontology annotation, biological process: transmembrane transport. Gene Ontology annotation, molecular function: ATP binding; ATP hydrolysis activity; ABC-type transporter activity. NCBI's taxonomy places the organism in Eukaryota, Viridiplantae, Streptophyta, Magnoliopsida, Brassicales, Brassicaceae. Gene Ontology annotation, cellular component: membrane.